Molecule: messenger RNA, 3088 nt
Organism: Triplophysa rosa
Lineage: Eukaryota; Metazoa; Chordata; Actinopteri; Cypriniformes; Nemacheilidae
Gene: marchf4b
Product: membrane associated ring-CH-type finger 4b
Exons: 5
Biological process (GO): protein ubiquitination
Molecular function (GO): ubiquitin-protein transferase activity
Source: RefSeq, a predicted model, not a curated record
AUGAGCUUCAUAGACAAGAAUCUAAAAGUUUACCGCAUGGAGAAUGAUUUCUGGGCCGACAGGUUUGUGGAAUACAAUGGCCUUCAUGCAUUCAUUCUUCAAUCUAAACUAAAAGGGGCCGCCAAACUUCGGAGCACAAAUUCAGCCCGGACAGUGUCUUCUGGACUACUUUUUUCCUUCUUGGUUAGACUGGGGGGUCACGGCAUGCUGAAAAGCCGCUGUUGCGUUUUAUUCGGUGACCUAAAGGUGUUGCUGCUCCGGCCACAGGCUAAUACGAGCCCCAUGAGCGGACAAACGGCCCCUUAUGCCUCACAUGACAACAAUAGCCUACGAGCCCACCGGCUUCGACACUGGAGUACCCCGUCCACAGAGGACGCUAUAGGGCAGGAGGGACCUGCAGACGGGUCGGGGUGGACAGGUGCCGUGGCGGAGGAGUUCUUAAAGGACCGCAGGGAUGAUAGAUUCUCCUUCAUCAGUUAUGCUGAGGGCACUCCCGUAUGUAGGAUAUGCUUCCAAGGGCCGGAAAGGGGUGAGCUGUUGAGCCCGUGUCGUGUAGCGGGUCGGACGCAGCACUCCAUUCAGCCCUGUCUGAUCAGAGUGGAUUCAUUGGUAGAGAUCAUGGACCCUGUGACUGUUUAUAUAAGGAUCAGGCUCAUCGCCAUCAGCACCAAGAAACCUCUCUAGUGGCAAGCUAUUUCUCUGACGGUCAUCGAGAAGGUUCAGAUCGCAGCAGCUAUCUUGGGUUCAUUGUUUCUGAUCGCCAGUAUCUCGUGGCUGGUGUGGUCUUCUCUCAGCCCGUCAGCCAAAUGGCAACGACAGGACCUACUGUUUCAGAUCUGUUAUGGGAUGUACGGCUUCAUGGACAUCGUCUGCAUAGCUUUAAUAGUCCACGAGGGACCCUCCGUCUUCCGGAUAUUCCAUCGAUGGCAGGCCGUCAACCAACAGUGGAAAGUUUUAAAUUACGACAAGAAGAAAGACAGUGAGGAGAAAAAAAACACGGAGGAAUUGAGCGGAUCGCAGCUUCACCAGAGAGAGCAAACCGGAGAGGAAAUAUCCCCGUCUCCAUCUUCUCUGAUGGUCGCCGCGGGGACGCCGGCCCCGGCCAACACCAUCACGAACACAGACGCCGCCGUGACCCUGCAGGACUCCACGGGUUCUCACCCGACCGACAGCGACGGGGCGGCUCUGCCUGACCAACACUGUCCAUAUAACCUCCUGCAUUUACUGAGUCACUUACGAGCGCACGAGCCGCGCGGGCCGCCCGCCAGCAGCACCAGUAACGCCAUCAAACCUAGAGAACUGGUUAUGAGAGUGACCACUGUCUGAACACACCGACCGGAGGCACAAAGAGACCACAAGCACAGCGCUUGAACUCUUUUCUACACAGUCUGUGGAUUAUUUAGGACUUGCUGGUGAUCCAGCCGUAUGUGUUUUUAAAUAAUCGACGGCGAGACGAGAAUGACCGAUAUAAUGCUGACACACACUCAAAAUACAGUUUUACAAUCGAUUGGUAGCAAAUGGAUGUCCAGACUAUUAAAAAGAAUGCAUUUAAAGGAACAGUUCACAGAAGAAAAGCUGUUUAGGUUGCAGUCCGUGAUUUUUGCCUUCUGUGUUUGAAGCAUAAAACUACAGUCGACUUACGUACUUAUUUUUGAAGUCAAGUGAUGUCAAACUGUGCAAAAUCCGUCCCCACAUCUCAUCACAAUUUGUGAAUUCAUCACAAAUUGUCUUUUAUGUACUUGCACAGUACACAGAUUUUUGUUUCCAACUGAAAAAAGUCAAGGUUUGCAGCUAAAAACGAAGUCAUCAAACUAAGACUGUUAUAGUAAAAGUUCUUUCAACUUUACAAAAGGUUUGGGCGGACACGACUAAAUGACAGAUGUUUUUUUAUGGGCGAACUGUUACUUUAAAUGAACAUCAGUACACAAUAUUUCCUCAAAGUUACAAUCGGAACAUGUGCCGUAUCUUGACAUGACUAUCAGUGGAUUAUAAAAGUGGAAAAGCCGCAAUUUCACAUCAGACGAUCGGCUAUCAGAAAUCUCAAAAUUCAGUCAAACGCUAAACGAACAAAAGUCUGAAUAAAGAGAAAAGUGAAAAAUGUAACUCUAAACAAACAUGUGGAAAGAUUUCAUGACCCCAGCGUGAGAGAUAAACACGUUUACAAUAACAUGAACAGCGUGGAUUGGCCUCUGACCCUUUCACUGUCUUUAAAUUAUGACUGGCAGCUGUCAAUCAUCACGUUGACAAAUGGACAGCAGCGUCCGCUUUGAUGAGCUCAAUCAGUUGAAAAGCACAUCUCUCUCUCUCGCCCUUUUUAUGCUUGCUGGAAAUGCAUGUUUUCAUAUUCAUGGCCAUCUUGUGAUAAGAUGUGGUCAUCGACCUCUUCGGUUAGGCACUUCAAGUCAACGUGAAAUCAAAAAUACGGUUUCAUGUUGACUUUAACAUCAGUUUACUCCAGGGCGAUUGUUCCUGUGAUCAGUGUAAGCAAAAUACAAUUUUAAACAUUUAUAUUUCACCUUAUUUCAUACAAAAAACAUUGGGUUGUAAUUUAAAGGCCAAACUUUUGAACUGGUUUUGAGUUUUAUUUACUGACCCUCGUGUUGUUCCCGACCUCUGAAACACAGACAGAAUGAUUUUUAUUAUAUUCAGAAUGUGGAUGGUGAUUUUUAUUAAGCACUGAUAAUGGAGCACACAAGAAACAGACUAUAUUUCAAGCCAUACGCUAACUAUUCUGUGGAACAGAUUCAAAAGAAAACGGUGCCUUUGGAUUGUGCGAGGUCAUUGACAGCCAACAUCAUUGGUUCUUAUGUGAUCAAGUGUGACCCGAUACGGUAGAAUAUACAAAAGUACAAAUGAGAUUUGAGAUUCUGAGCUCAAGAUCGUUUUGGAAUUGGAAUGACAUGAGGGUACGGUAAGUACAUGACGACAGUUUGAAGUGAAAUUUCCUAUACUUUCCGUCUCCGUUGACUUGUUUCUCCGUUAUACAUUUCUAUCGGAUGUAUUGACUUUUACAUAGUGUGCUGAGAUCCAUAUUUUUGUCAUGUUGGUAUUUCAUAAAACUGAAAAAAAUAAAAUUCAUGUAUGACAA